Molecule: messenger RNA, 768 nt
Organism: Fusarium coffeatum
Lineage: Eukaryota; Fungi; Ascomycota; Sordariomycetes; Hypocreales; Nectriaceae
Exons: 1
Coding region: 1-768 (255 amino acids)
Source: RefSeq, a predicted model, not a curated record
AUGUCCUUCAUGCAAUCACAAGAUGAGCUUGCUGCUCUCCUGGCUCGCAACCUGACCUUCAACCCGAUCCCGGAGCCUGCCCCUGUACCUCAACAGGAACCCAAAGCAGACAAUUCUGAGCCUAUCAUCUACACUUCCGUCCAUUAUACACACUCCGCCCAUAUCACACAAGCAGCUCAGCACCAGGAAAUUCCUCGACGAUCUUCAGAGCCACCUCAGACUCAAGCGCCAAGUGUCGAGGCCGUCUUGCAAUACCAUGGUGUUAACCCAGCUACACUCACUCCUUCACAACUCCAGCUUUUCAAGGUCGCCGAGCCUGCUCAGCAGGAGAGACUUAUCGAGCUCUGGAACAUCUGCCCCCCUGGAAAUGGUGGCGAUAUCCCUGCUCUUGCAUGGAGCAGCACUACUGUUGAGAACGAGGAGCAGCUUGCCCGUAUCCGUUACGACAGAAUCAACCAACAACAGCAAAUCAUGAGCCUGGAUGGCACACAAGUUCAAUCAAACGAUGGCAGAUGGGUUAACCAGCAAGAGCCCGAGACAGAGCCAUACAUGGCUUCCGGCUAUGAGGAGCUCAUGCGAAGAGAGCGAGAGCGAGAGGCCCGUGAUUCUCAGCCUAGAAGCACUUAUGGGCUCUACUCUCACGCCACAGACCCCGUCUACAUGGGCCCCGACUACGCUCGUGAGCAGCAACUACUCGAAAUGGCGUCCCAAUACGGCGCCUGUCAGGGGUUCCGGGCACCUGAGAUGGACACCAUGGAUGUUAUGUAA